AUGAGGCUGCUGCGACUGUCACUCUUACUAAUUGCUACUGAUCAGGCCCUGGCGAGCACUACACGAUCUUGUCGAUGUCAACCUGAUGAACCGUGCUGGCCAUCCGAAGCCCAAUGGGCUUCUCUCAACUCGUCUAUCGAUGGCAACCUGCGAUCCGUGAAGCCUCUCGGCUACGCAUGCCAUGCACCCAACUAUAAUGCCACCGAAUGUAUGCUCAUCAGGUCAAACAUGCAUAACUCGACAUACCGAUCAUCCCAGCUAGGUGCUGUACAACACGAGAACUGGGGCGCAUGGCCUUCCAAAGGGGAGCAAUGUUAUAUCGAAACGCCUACAUCUGAACCAUGCGCACAAGGCCGAAUCUCGCUAUAUUCCGCCAUUGUCGAGACAGCCUCGCACAUCCGGACUGUUGUCCGGUUCGCGGCGAAGUUCAACAUCAAGCUCGUGAUCAAAAACACAGGACAUGAUUUCCUCGGUCGUUCAAGUGCCCCGAACUCGCUCCAGCUGUUCACCCAUAACAUGAAAAACAUCACAGUGGCUCCUAACUUCACGCCAACCGUACCGGACGGAGUGACGUCGCCACGGGGCGUCAAGGCUGUUACUAUUGCGCCCGGUGUGCAAUUGCACGAGAUGUACAAGUACCUGGGCGCCCGCAACCUUAUGAUUGUCGCAGGGUCUGCGAAUACAGUUGGGUUCGCCGGGGGCUAUGUCCAGGGCGGAGGCCACUCUCUUCUCGGAUGGUUGCAUGGCAUGGCGAGUGACAAUGUUCUCGAGUUCCAGGUUGUUCUGGCGGACGGGAGUCUGGUCUAUGCGAAUGCGUAUCAAAACACAGAUCUUUUCUUCGCGCUGCGCGGGGGCGGUGGCGGGACGUUUGGCGUCGUGGUUAGUGUUACAACCAGAGCGCAUCCUGAUUAUCCGGUAACAAUGGCACGUCUCAAUUAUACUCGGCCGGUAGGGGACGGCCGAUUUUGGGACGGAGUGGAAGCCAUGCACCGCCAUGUGUUGGGGCUCAAUGACGUCGGGGGCACCGGCUUCUACUACGUUACACCGCGGAGUGAAAUGUCGACAGGCCAAUAUGAGUCGGUAUGCAAGCUUGAUAUGAUGUUUGUCAAUCAGACGGAUAUAGCCGCGACCAAGCGGUUAUUUUCGCACAUCCUGGCCGACAUACAGACGGCGACUGGCACCGUUCCGUCUUUCGAAGUGUCCGCGUUUUCAUCUUUGUCGAGCUGGCAGUCAGCUUACUUCACAGGAAAUGACACAACCGGUAAGCUUGUUCAGCUUGGAUCGCGCCUCGUAUCUCGAGAUUUCUUCCUGGAGGAGGACGGUCCUGCCAAAGUCACGAAAGCAAUAUCCAAGCUCCGGUCCCAUCCGGGUGACUAUACCCAAGGUAUUAUCAUGGCGGGUGGGCAGGUUGCGAGAAACAAGCACAUUGUGAGUGGGUUGAACCCAGGAUGGAGAGAUGCGCUAGUCCAUCUGCUUUUUGUCCGCCGCUGGAACACAUCUACCACUGCCAAAGAGCAAGCGGAACUAUCUAUGUCUAUCACUAAUCACGAGUUACCGAUCCUCAACGACCUCGAGCAAGGCAGAAUGGGCGCAUAUAUGAACGAGGCGGACGCAAACGAACCGAACUUCCAGAAAUCCUUCUGGGGCCACAACUAUGAAAGACUCUAUGCAGUCAAACAGCACAGCGACCCUGAUGGUCUUUUCAUCGUGCGAAAAGGUGUGGGGAGCGAGGAUUGGGACGAUGAUGGGAUCUGUCGCAUAUGGCCUGCCUAG
Molecule: messenger RNA, 1773 nt
Organism: Aspergillus terreus NIH2624
Lineage: Eukaryota; Fungi; Ascomycota; Eurotiomycetes; Eurotiales; Aspergillaceae
Exons: 3
Coding region: 1-1773 (590 amino acids)
Molecular function (GO): oxidoreductase activity; FAD binding
Source: RefSeq, a predicted model, not a curated record